This is a messenger RNA of Ochotona curzoniae (black-lipped pika), 4022 nucleotides long. RefSeq names its product USO1 vesicle transport factor (gene USO1). Gene Ontology annotation, biological process: intracellular protein transport; vesicle fusion with Golgi apparatus; endoplasmic reticulum to Golgi vesicle-mediated transport. Lineage: Eukaryota; Metazoa; Chordata; Mammalia; Lagomorpha; Ochotonidae. The transcript has 24 exons. Gene Ontology annotation, cellular component: Golgi membrane; endoplasmic reticulum; cytoplasm. The record is from RefSeq and is a predicted model, not a curated record. Gene Ontology annotation, molecular function: protein binding. Bases 218 to 3103 code for a protein of 961 amino acids.
CUUCGAGCCGCCACGUAAUGCCACGUCUCCGCGCAUGCGCAUCGCGGCCGGCGGUGGCGGCUGUUUCCGGGCUUAGGGGGCAGAGCGGCCGCCGAGGAGGUGGCGGCCGGGGAGUGCAGCGUGCCGGCUCGGGAAGCAGGCCCUGCGGAGGGCGGCACAAGUAGUCUUCCUUUCUUCCCCGAAGAGACUGUGUAAAGCCGGGUGGCUGAGCGGCAAGAUGAAUUUCCUCCGCGGGGUGAUGGGGGGUCAGAGUGCCGGACCUCAGCAUACAGAAGCCGAGACGAUUCAAAAACUUUGUGACAGAGUGGCUUCAUCUACCCUGCUGGAUGAUCGAAGGAAUGCCGUGCGUGCUCUCAAAUCGUUGUCCAAGAAAUAUCGCUUGGAAGUGGGCAUCCAAGCCAUGGAACAUCUCAUCCACGUUUUACAAACAGAUCGUUCGGAUUCAGAAAUCAUAGGUUAUGCUUUGGAUACACUAUAUAAUAUAAUAUCUAAUGAGGAAGAAGAAGAAGUAGAAGAGAAUUCCACAAGACAGAGUGAGGAUUUGGGGAGCCAGUUUACCGAGAUUUUCAUUAAGCAGCAUGAAAAUGUCACCCUCCUGUUAUCUUUACUCGAGGAGUUUGAUUUCCAUGUCCGGUGGCCUGGUGUGAAGCUUCUGACUUCACUUUUAAAACAAUUAGGACCGCAGGUGCAACAGAUUAUUUUGGUUAGCCCCAUGGGUGUUUCAAGGCUGAUGGACUUACUGGCAGAUUCCAGGGAAGUUAUACGAAAUGAUGGUGUCUUACUACUGCAGGCAUUGACAAGAAGCAAUGGAGCAAUCCAGAAAAUCGUUGCUUUUGAAAAUGCUUUUGAAAGACUACUGGAUAUUAUUACAGAGGAAGGGAACAGUGAUGGAGGUAUAGUAGUCGAAGAUUGCUUGAUUUUGCUCCAAAACUUGUUAAAGAACAACAAUUCCAACCAAAAUUUUUUUAAAGAAGGCUCAUAUAUUCAACGUAUGAAACCUUGGUUUGAGGUUGGAGAUGAUAAUUCUGGCUGGUCUGCACAGAAAGCGACGAACCUACAUCUGAUGCUGCAGCUUGUUCGGGUCCUGGUAUCUCCCACCAACCCUCCUGGUGCGACCAGCAGCUGCCAGAAGGCUAUGUUCCAGUGCGGGUUAUUGCAGCAGCUUUGCACCAUCCUGAUGGCCACCGGAGUUCCUGCUGAUAUUCUCACCGAGACCAUAAAUACUGUAUCAGAAGUUAUUCGAGGCUGCCAAGUAAACCAAGAUUACUUUGCUUCUGUAAAUGCACCUUCAAAUCCACCAAGGCCAGCAAUUGUAGUACUCCUCAUGUCCAUGGUCAAUGAAAGGCAGCCAUUUGUUCUGCGGUGUGCUGUUCUCUAUUGUUUCCAGUGCUUCUUAUAUAAAAAUCAAAAAGGCCAAGGAGAAAUUGUGUCUACACUUCUGCCUUCCACCAUUGAUGCAAUGGGAAAUUCAGUGUCGGCUGGUCAGUUGCUGUGUGGAGGUCUGUUUUCUACUGAUUCACUUUCGAACUGGUAUGCUGCUGUGGCCCUUGCCCAUGCUUUGCAAGAAAAUGCAACCCAGAAAGAACAGUUGCUCAGGGUUCAACUUGCUACUAACAUCGGCAAUCCUCCAGUUUCCUUACUGCAACAGUGCACCAACAUCCUGUCACAGGGAAGUAAAAUACAGACAAGAGUUGGAUUGUUAAUGUUGCUUUGUACAUGGCUAAGCAACUGUCCCAUUGCAGUAACACAUUUUCUUCACAAUUCAGCCAAUGUUCCAUUUCUCACAGGACAAAUUGCAGAAAACCUUGGAGAAGAAGAGCAGUUGGUACAAGGCCUAUGUGCCCUCCUGUUGGGCAUUUCCAUCUACUUCAAUGACAACUCACUGGAGAGUUACAUGAAAGAAAAACUAAAGCAACUAAUAGAGAAGAGGAUCGGCAAAGAGAAUUUCAUAGAGAAGCUAGGGUUUAUUAGUAAACAUGAGUUGUAUUCCAGAGCGUCUCAGAAGCCCCAGCCUAACUUCCCCAGUCCAGAAUAUGUAAUAUUUGAUCAUGAGUUUACGAAGCUGGUAAAAGAACUUGAAGGUGUCAUAACAAAGGCCAUCUAUAAAUCCAGUGAAGAAGAUAAAAAAGAAGAAGAGGUAAAGAAAACACUAGAACAACAUGACAAUAUUGUGACUCACUACAAAAAUAUGAUUCGAGAGCAAGAUCUGCAGCUUGAGGAAUUAAAGCAGCAAGUUUCCACAUUAAAAUGUCAGAACGAACAGCUUCAGACAGCAGUCACACAGCAAGUGUCUCAGAUCCAGCAGCACAAGGAUCAGUAUAAUCUCCUCAAAGUGCACCUGGGGAAGGACAGCCAGCCUCAGGGCUCGCACAGUAACAACGCUCAGGUGAAUGGCAUUCAGCCGGAAGAAAUGAACAGGCUGCGAGAAGAGAUCGAGGAGUUAAAAAGUAAACAGGAACUGUUACAGAGCCAGCUGCUGGAAAAGGACUCUUUGAUUGAGAACUUGAAAUCUUCCCAAACAGCAGCUGGCAGAAAUGAGCAGUCUUCAGCAACAACUCUAGUUGCAGAUUCUGAAAAGAUUGCAGAAUUAAAAGAGGAACUGGCAACAUUAAAAUCUCAGUUAAAUGCGCAGUCUGUGGAGAUCACCCAGCUACAGACAGAGAAACAGGAGCUGGUGCAAAAAGCAGAAGCAUGUGCAAAAUUAGUUCCUGUGCAAGGAGAGAGUGAAACUGUGACUGCCGCUAAAAGCACUGAUGUGGAAGGGAGACUGUCGGCGCUGUUACAAGAGACGAAAGAACUAAAGAAUGAAAUUAAAGCUCUGUCUGAGGAAAGAACUGCUAUUAAAGCACAGCUGGAUUCAUCUAACAGCACCAUCGCCAUUUUACAAAACGAGAAAAAAAGACUAGAAUUGGAAAUUACUGACUCCAGAAAAGAGCAAGAUGAUCUCUUAGUGCUGUUGGCUGAUCAAGAUCAGAAAAUACUAUCACUGAAGAAUAAACUCAAGGAACUUGGUCAUCCAGUUGAAGAAGAGGAUGAGCUUGAAUCUGGAGACCAGGAAGACGAGGAGGAUGAGACUGAGGACAGUGGCAAGGACCAGGACUAGUUCUGCCUUGAAAAUCGCUAGGGAUGGUAGUAAUCACGUCGUCACUUUGCAGGUGGAAUCCCAGGACAGGGCUUUGGUUUGCCUCCGCAGCAAAUAAAGGCUUAGAAUCCAAGUGCAAAACACUCACUAAUAAGGCUAUUGAUGGUUUUUUAAAAGGUUGCCACCCAUGUUCAAAACCCUCCAACUCUUUAUACAGAAACACAUAUUCUAUUUAAAUUCAUCUGAACUGUCCCAAAAUGUAAUUUGCAAGGAACUUCAGAUACCAAAAAUAGACUGUCUUAAGGCAUGUGGUGGCAAUGCUGUUUGCCUUAGUUCAUUGGUUUACUUUUCAGAAUCUGUGACUUUAUGUAUUAACACAUUUUGAUUUAAUGUGUAUUGAAUGGGAAUCAUUUCUGAAUGCAAUCCUUGAGUUCCUGGCUGAUGGUGGUUUCCUUGUAAGGGGAUGUUUCACACAGAAAAAGGCUGGCCUGGGCCAGAGGGUCCUGCAGAUCCUCGGCGUCCAGGAGAGCAGGUGAGACCGGGCAGCCUAGUGCCUCUGGCCGACCGCCUCCUGUAGCCAGAGAAGACACGAGGACACCUGUUCAGGGGUGCUGAGGGGCCUGAGGAACUGGCAACAGUGUGCUCACGUGCUUGGUUUCCUUUCAUGUAAAGCAAAAGCGCCAAAAGCAAAAUUACAAGUUAACAGCUCACUCGACUCAGAUUUAGUAUUGUUACUUGAUUAUCAUCCAGCAUACUAGGUUUCUAGUUUUAAGAAGACCCAAGCUAUGAUUUAUGUAAUUUAUUGGCAUUUUUUGUGGAAUAGGUUUAAGUCAAAUAAUAGAUUUUUAAAAAGCAAAUGAAGCGAUGUGUCAAAAUUUAAUGUUUUCAUAAUAAAAAUAGAUAAUAUGUUCACUCAAUUCCUGAUCAUGGUUCCCUUUUU